CACGGAAACAUUUCUGCGAGCAAUGCCGGACGUUUUGGGCAUUAUCAGUGCGGUUAUCGGCACGUCGGGUCUGCUGGGAAAUUUCGUGGUGUGUGUCGUCAUAUGGCGCAUUCCGCACAUGCACACAGUGACCAAUGCUUGCUUGUUUAAUCAAGCCGUCGCGGAUUUCUUCGGAUCAUUGAUUUUCAUGCUCGUUUUCAACAUCCCGACUUUGGAGGUUUUACCGAAGGGGGCCUGGGGCUGGCUGUAUUGCUACCUAUGGGAAUCGGAGAGCGUCAUGUGGAUGUUUCUCUUCACCUCCGCCAUGAGUCUCGUGCUGGUAACCCUGGAGCGGUAUCUAGCGAUAGUGUAUCCAUUCAAGUACCGUUCACUCUUUGCGCGGCGCUGGGUACCAGCGGUGGGGAUCGCCGCGACAUGGCUCGUCGGCAUCAGUAUGGGGCUGUGCAUCUUCGCGUUGAUUGACUUCUCUGAGCGUGACAAUAAGUGCAAGGUAGCUUUACCGACGCCCACGGGGCACCGGCUAAACAAUCUCGUCCAGGCCAGCAAUGUGGUCACUUUCUUCAUCCCGGCCUGGACCAUGCUCUUCGCGUACAUCCACAUGGCCGUCGUGCUCAAGCGGGGCGCCAGGCAAACUGAACCGGUGUCCGUCAGAACGGUCGUGAUGACCCACAUCCGGAGCGACAGGGCCAGAUCGCCCGAGUCAUCUUCUGGCGAGCACAUCCCCGAAACCCAAGGGGACUCGCUCCUCCGCGCUCGCCGCAACGUCAUCAAAGCCCUCGUCCUAGUCUGCUUGGCCUAUUUCAUCUGCUGGUUGCCGAACACCGUCAUGCUGGCUGCUCACAUACCCGGCCUACCCUACAGCAUAGCUACUGUUCUGGCCGCUACCAACUCCUGCCUUAAUCCUGUCAUCUACACCAUUAAGUACAGCUCAUUCAGGAAGGGUCUCAAGCUGCUGAUUUGUGGAAAGACCUCAACAACUGUGCACAAUGACCAUGAGUAGAGCGUAUGAGUGGGGGAGUGUGGCCUGGUGGUCAGGA
Messenger RNA from Patiria miniata (bat star), 1037 nucleotides. Its product is annotated as somatostatin receptor type 5-like. Gene Ontology annotation, molecular function: G protein-coupled receptor activity. The transcript has a single exon. Gene Ontology annotation, cellular component: membrane. The coding region runs from base 23 to 1000 and encodes 325 amino acids. The record is from RefSeq and is a predicted model, not a curated record. Gene Ontology annotation, biological process: G protein-coupled receptor signaling pathway. Lineage: Eukaryota; Metazoa; Echinodermata; Asteroidea; Valvatida; Asterinidae.